Molecule: messenger RNA, 1269 nt
Organism: Rhodofomes roseus
Lineage: Eukaryota; Fungi; Basidiomycota; Agaricomycetes; Polyporales; Fomitopsidaceae
Exons: 3
Coding region: 358-1161 (267 amino acids)
Source: RefSeq, a predicted model, not a curated record
CUGGCGAGAAUGCAAAUAGUUGUCAAGGUCCGAUGCGGGACGUGAGUUCAAGUUGUUCAUCAACUCUGGCUCAAGUAACCCGUAUCCCUGCUCGCAUCUUUACGCCUGCAUACCUGUACGCCUGGACCAUAGCUGAGCUCGCACCGCCUUCGAAGGACGAGUGUCGGUGCACAGCAUGGACGAUGAUCUGGCUCACCAUUAGUCUCCACGCAUGGAACGCACCUCGGGUCGUCAAAAACAGCAGGUGAUCCAUAUGAUCACUCUUGACUCGAACCACGCCGUAGUGUCUGUUGACAUCGCUCACCGUCCACCAGUCGACCAAUUGAAUCCAACGAACUAACUGUCAAGAGGACCGCGAUGAGCGCCAGACAAUUCGAACUGCUCCAUAUCCCAGUGGAUGACAAGGCCUGCUGGACCAUCCCCAUCUUAGACGGCCGGAACCGACCCAUCCCCUGGGCGGCAUUCGGCGACUACAGCGCUCCCGUAUUGGCUCACUUUGCGGAUGACGACACCGACGCCUUCACGAUAUCCUCUGAGGACACGGGGCUCUGCUCGAUACCCGAGGAUGUGGACGACGACCUCACGGGCUCGUCAUGCUACUCACGCCACUCCUGGCCCAUAGACGAGAAUCUUACAGAAGACAUCGGUCAACUUGAGGAAGAGGAGCCCGAGGAGGCAGAGGAGGACUUCGGCGGGCCACGCGAAGUGUGCCACUCGUUCUUCUUUCGCGGGGCGCAGUAUGAGACCGUUCGCACCAUCGUUCGCGCGAACAGCGAGUCCGCCUUCUCCGGACUGUACUCGUCGGACUCGGACUCGGACGCCUGGUCAAGCAGCAGUACCAGUCUGAGCCUGAGUGGCGACGUCCCGGACGACGUCUCCGACCCCGGAACAGACACGCCCCAGCUCUCUCGCUCGCCCACGCCCGACCCGCUGGACGCCGUGCGCUGCGGAGUCGAGCUCAUCGCCGCUCGGCAACACCUCGAGGAGGACCUCUACUACCGCGAGCACGAGUGGCUGCUUCAGCAGAUCGGCUGUGGGCGGAUGGAGAUCUGGGUAACGGAGGAGCGGGUGGAGCGCACCGAGUUGAGCGAAGACUCGCGGCCGAGAGUAUUCUUCGCCCCUCCGUCGGGGCGACGCCAGUCGCUUGGGGGCUGCUCUUAGUAGGCUCAGAGGCGACGGCGCGGGACACAAGCCCUUCACUUAGCGAUUACCUCGGGUAUUCGCCCUCCUCGAGGGUCAACAUCAACGCCAUCUUCGACUCGGUCUACC